AUGGGGCCGCGCGCUUCCUGGGUGUCGGGUGACAGGUCUGCCGGGGAAGGCCCGGCCCGGCCACCUGAGGAGGAGCCGCCUCCGUGCGGCUGGCGGGGUGGGUUGAGGGGGACUGGGACCCGAAAUAGAAAGAAGACGGUUCACCCGCGGCCUGCGAUCGAACAGGAGCAAAGAGGACAGAGAGCUCAGGAGCAGAGGCUCAAGGAUCUACGGACGCAGGGCACGCCCGGCCCGGACUCAGAGACGCCGGGUCCCCCGCCUGCUCCCUACCCGGCUAGGUCUGGCCCCGAGAGGUCCCGAAGCCCAUCUUCUGUCCCCGACUCCUACCUCGGGGCUGAGAUGCAGCUAACCGCGGUGCGCCCCGACGCCCGGCCACCUUCGAGCCUGGAGCUAGCCGAGGUGUCUGGCCACCGCCGGCGUCAAGAACAAAGGCUGCCUGUCCCGGGAGGGGGAGGGGAGGGAGCCGCCCCCAGACCCGCUCCGGGCUCCUUUCCUUCCCCCAACUGCGGCACAAGCUCCCCGGGGAGGGGGCGGGGCCGGCCGGGCUGGGCGCAGACGAGCAUCAGCUCCUCCUCCACCGUCCUCGGCUAGGAUGGCACCCGAGCUUUCCAGGGAGAGCAGGGAUAAGGGUACCCCCAAACUGUCGUCACUGGGGUGGUUCUUCCUUCUUCCCCUGCAUCCCGGGCGCCCCGCCCCCGCGACCGCCUUGGGCGCCCUUCCCAGUCUCUGCAGCGCCCGGCCGCCCCAGACGGCAACCACAGUUCAAAAUCAGAUUAAAAUAAAACGUUAAUCUGCCUUCCUCCCUUUAGCUCCUAGUUCUCCCAACGGACCCAGUCAGGACUGG
Molecule: messenger RNA, 844 nt
Organism: Fukomys damarensis (Damara mole-rat)
Lineage: Eukaryota; Metazoa; Chordata; Mammalia; Rodentia; Bathyergidae
Product: translation initiation factor IF-2-like
Exons: 3
Coding region: 1-591 (196 amino acids)
Source: RefSeq, a predicted model, not a curated record